CAGCUUGUUUCUGGCAGUCCACGCUCUUGUGUAACCUCCGAGACAAUGAAAGAUCCAAGAAUGAAACUUACCUGAAGAAGAUGACAUCGAGCUGAGUCGAUAAGCUAUACUACUCAUAGCAGGAGUUGCUAGACCCUUCCUAUUCUCGUUACUUCUACCUCAACCUUAGCACCUGUUCAUUUGAUCAACAUGCGAGGCGUCCAAGUCUUCUCCGGCCGGUCUCAUCCUGUCCUCGUCGAGUCCAUCUGUGAGCGGCUGGGCUCUUCGCCAGCCAAAUGCGAGCUGGGCAACUUCGCAAACGGCGAAAUCAGCGUCCAGAUAGGUGUCUCCGUUAGAAACGAAGAUGUCUUCAUCGUGCAGAGUGGCAGCCCUCGCGUCAACGACAGUGUCAUGGAAAUGCUCAUCAUGAUCGCUGCAUGCAAAGGCGGCUCAGCCAAGUCCAUCACCGCUGUGAUGCCUUACUUCCCCUACUCGCGCCAAUCCAAGAAGAAGAGCCAUCGAGGGGCCGUCACUGCAAAGAUGCUGGCCAAUCUCAUGGUGGUAGCAGGCGUGGACCACAUCAUCACUGUGGACCUUCAUGCCUCGCAGAUGCAAGGGUUCUUUGGCAAGCCCGUCGACAACCUAUUCGCGGAACCGAUCAUUGCCCGGUGGAUCAAGGCCAACGUUCCCCGCUGGAGUGAUGCGGUCGUGGUGAGCAAGAAUGUGGGUGGCACCAAGCGAGUCACUUCGCUGGCCGACGCCCUCAAGCUCAGCUUCGCUCUUGUGUCCACCGACAAGGAUCGCUCGCGACAUUCACACCACCACAACAACCUAGCGGACAGCACUAUAUUUUUUGAUGCCAUCGAGCCACAGUCCAUCCGUUAUCGCAACCACCUUCUGGAUGGGGACGACACAGACGAUGCAGACAAUGAAUCCGAGAAGUCACGCCACCGUGGGUUUCCUCACCGUGCCAGGGGUCCUACCCUGAAUGGUGUCAGCCGCUCUGGCAUUGGCAGGCCCAAGGCAGUCACAAUUGCAGCGAGCCCCCUGGUCCAAGCGGCAAGGGUCGAAACGCCUUCCCCUCCUGCCUCGCCCGACCCGGCAGCCCGCCUCGAGCCAGUUCCCAGCGCACGUAGACCCUCUGAAUACGAAGCUAGUGAAGCACAGAACGAUCAGCGGGCGAGAGAUGUAGUCGUGGGUCGGCUGGUCCAAGGCCACCUGGUGGACGAAGAUCAUCCGUCGUCAGCAAUGUCAAGCAUGUCGGCUUCCCUUGCUAAUCUCGCGGGCGACCGGCCUGGGCAAGACGGGACAGAGAAUCCCACCAACGAUCCUAUGACUUCUUCUUUUGUAUCCAAUGCAUCGUCCUUUCAACCCGAACACGCGCUGGGUGGGACCUUCGACGCGGCCGCGACAUCAGACGAGGAAGAGGAGGGUAUUAAGAAUCCUGAUCUUGAACACACCAUCACCCUCGUAGGGAACGUCAAGGAUAAGACUGUUCUCCUGAUGGACGAUAUUAUUGAUCGGUCUGGGUCGUGGAUUGCAGCUGCGGAAACCUGUGUCAAGAUCGGCCAUGCCAGAAAAGUUUAUUGCAUCGCCAUCCACGGACUCUUUGGCGAAAACUCCUUGGAGGAGCUAGACGCGUGCGACUACAUUGACUAUAUCGUCGUGACAAAUACCUUUCCCGUGCCGCCUGAGCGGAUCCGCGCCUCGAAGAAGCUCAUAAUGAUCGACCUCUCAAAUCUGCUGGCAGAGGCCAUCCGACGCAAUCACCACGGAGAGGAUAUGUCGACUCUGUUCCAUUUGAAUGCAUGAGAAUGACCAGCUGUCUCAGCCCGAAUCCUUAGUCACAACCAAUCUUGUCCCAUCGCGCCUGUCGUUUGGUCGACCAAGCGUCAUGAAUCCUCGAAAUGCCUUGAGUCGAAGGGCGACAUGACCAAUCAGUUACAGCUUCAUGAUCUACAAGUGCUUCAAAGUACGUAAUGCAAACACUCGACGGUGCUACCCCUGUAACGCAGGAAACAAAGUUCUCUUGCCCAUGAGCUCACGGAUAUGCCGCAACGGCGCACAUCAGAAGCCCCAAAUCUUGUCGGCACCUUCCGGGCGUUGGCAACGCCAUGACGCUGUCAGAUCAUGGCUGGUAGGCAGGGCAUGUGCUGUUGUGUUACACCAAUUUUCGGAUUUUUUCAAGCCACUUUCGUUUCGAGCACGGCGUUGCGAACCACCCAGGAAAGGGACCAUGCUUCUUCCAUUUUCGGUUCCUCCAAUCAGUGCUGGCACUCGAGUAACACAAACCGGAAGUAGCUCGAACAUAUCCAAGAGAUUUCUUUCAACGACGAGGGAUCGACACGACAGAAUCCUCCGUAUCUGCCUCGCAUUCUCGGAGCGGCAGCACCUAAGGACGCAUGAUGACUUUGACCCGUCUUUUUGUUUUUCCUUUUGCCCGAUAAACAGGAGGUUGCUGUCGCGCGUUAUGUGGACGCAGAGACUUCCUACAUGACCACGAUUGGAGCUCAGUGUAUUACCAUGGAGCAUUAUUAGAGGCUACUAUUCUUUUUCAUUUCACUCGCUCGAACAGCCUGUGAUGUAGAGCUUGGAGGGUGGGCAGCUGAACCAGCCAGAAGCGGAAGCAAGAUCCAGACCAGACGCAUCUCUUCCACCCACUAAGGAUCAGGGCACGCGUUGCGUUGCAGCUGCGGGCCUUGUCUAAGGAGCAGCUAGCGCAGUCUUCGAGAGCGAGUCAUCAGCCGGGACCAAGUGAUUAGCAGGGGCACGGAUCCGGUUGGGGGGCAUUUGGGGGAGGAGUUGUGUGGGCGACUUCACUAAAGAUCUCUCGCCCAAAAAAAACUUGGAGGGGGGCGAAAGAGGCCCGCACACUGCAGCACCAGGGUUAGGAUCUGGCAAGC
Molecule: messenger RNA, 2882 nt
Organism: Cladophialophora immunda
Lineage: Eukaryota; Fungi; Ascomycota; Eurotiomycetes; Chaetothyriales; Herpotrichiellaceae
Exons: 2
Coding region: 190-1791 (533 amino acids)
Biological process (GO): purine nucleotide biosynthetic process; ribonucleoside monophosphate biosynthetic process; 5-phosphoribose 1-diphosphate biosynthetic process
Cellular component (GO): cytoplasm; ribose phosphate diphosphokinase complex
Molecular function (GO): ribose phosphate diphosphokinase activity; magnesium ion binding
Source: RefSeq, a predicted model, not a curated record